Molecule: messenger RNA, 591 nt
Organism: Pelecanus crispus (Dalmatian pelican)
Lineage: Eukaryota; Metazoa; Chordata; Aves; Pelecaniformes; Pelecanidae
Source: RefSeq, a predicted model, not a curated record
CUAAUAACUUCAUUUUCAUCUUCGGUCGCAUUUGGAAGAGCACGGUGUAAAACAGUUAUCACAAACCAGCAAGAAAUCCCUGGCCCGACUUCUAAACCAACUUUGCCUAAUGCCUAUAAUAAUGUUUUGUUCAUUUUGUUUUCAGUUUUUCCAGAUUUGCUCAAAGUUAUCCCUGCAAGUAUCCAUGUCAGCGUCAUUCUCUUCUGUGCAGUACUGAUCAUCUUUGCUCUGGUGGGAGCAGGCUUCUUCAUGUUCAAUGCUUUCGGCAGCCCUUACGAGACUCUGCACGGCCCCGUUGGGUUGUACCUCUGGAGCUUCAUCGCGUGUUCCUGCGGUUGCCUCAUCAUGAUUCUCUUCUCUUCAGAAGUGAAAAUCCACCACCUCUCCGAGAAAAUUGCUAAUUUCAAAGAGGGAAGUUUUACAUUCAAGACUCACAGUGAACAGUUUACAAAUUCAUUCUGGAUUGUCCUGGUUUGCUCCCUGGUGCACUUCCUAAAUGCCUUGUUGAUACGAUUUGCUGGAUUUGAAUUUCCCUUUUCAAAAUCAAAAGAUUCAGGGACAACCACUGGAGCAGUUGACCUGAUGUAUUAG